AUGCCGCCGAGAUCAGAUGUACUACGGCGCCUGGGCACCUUUAACGUGUGUCUCCGGCCAAAGCUGCGUGCAGCGACACAAAACUUUCUGCCCAUCGUUCAGACGGCCAACCUGUCACAGCGAGAAAAGAAGCUCAAGGCGAAGCAGGAUCCAUACAAGUGGGCACAGGCUCAGCAACGCAAAAACGCAAACCUCAAGCGUCGCGAGGAGCUCCAGAAGCAACGGGACGAGGCAUGGGGCGAUCCCGUGCUGGGGAGAACAACGCCUUUUCUUGAGUCCCUUGACACCGCUGGCCAAGUCGGCCUCAGUGAAGUGCCCCGAGACGCCAGCGGCAAUGCUCUGCAGACGCCCCACGAGCUGCCAACAUCACCGGGUCUGAGAAAUCACUUCCUAACCGAUGCCGAGUUGGAAGAAGCGACGAAACAUGCCUUUACGCUCAGCAAGCCCAUGGCGGCGAUUGUUGGCGACCAGUUGAGCGACGCAGCCUCGAAUGAGGCCAAUAUUGAGAAGCACAAGCAGGACCACGCCAGGGCGGUGGAGGCUUUGAGGCGCAUCACCUCUUUGCGGAAUGGUAGCGCCAAGGACCGCUUCCACGCCAAUGUUCGCCGCUUGAUUGACGAGUUUGGCCGUCACAAGACGGACAAGUUCCUAAAACCCAAGCCGCAGUCUAUUUCACCCAACACCACACCCAUGCCUGGUCGUGCAGGUCCCGACACAGGCAGCUCCGAGGUGCAGAUUGCCAUUCUCACCGCAAAGAUCCGGAAUCUGUCCAAGGCCCUUGAGAUUAACCGAGGGUACAAGGAUGUGCACAAUAAGCGAAACUUGAGGCUGCUGGUCCAUCGCAGGCAGAAACUGCUGGCAUACAUGGAGAGAAAGGAGAGGGGAAGCGAGAGGUGGACACACAUGAUUGAGAAGCUGGGCCUCACACCCGCUACCUGGAAGGGUCAGAUCAGCUUGUAA
Metarhizium album ARSEF 1941 is the source of this 960-nucleotide messenger RNA. Its product is annotated as ribosomal protein S15 precursor-like protein. The record is from RefSeq and is a predicted model, not a curated record. Gene Ontology annotation, cellular component: ribosome. Gene Ontology annotation, biological process: translation. Gene Ontology annotation, molecular function: structural constituent of ribosome. Lineage: Eukaryota; Fungi; Ascomycota; Sordariomycetes; Hypocreales; Clavicipitaceae. Bases 1 to 960 code for a protein of 319 amino acids. The transcript is spliced from 2 exons.